Molecule: messenger RNA, 323 nt
Organism: Strongylus vulgaris
Lineage: Eukaryota; Metazoa; Nematoda; Chromadorea; Rhabditida; Strongylidae
Source: the annotation of a GenBank genome assembly
AUGCAAGCGACGAUCCAUCCGUCGGCAUCGUUCGAUGAGGAACGAGCCGCAGAAUCACUCGAGCGAGCGAUGAGAGGAUAUGGAACGGAUAAACAGCGUGUAAUCGAUAUUCUUGUCAAAUGCAACAAUGCUCAACGUCAGAUGAUACGCACCCCGUACAAAGUUCGCUAUGGCAAAGAUCUCGAAACGGAACUGAAGAGGGAGCUUUCCGGAGAUCUUGAGGACGUUAUUAGUAAGUUUUUUUUGAACUCUCAAAUAAGGGUUUACGUGACACGUGAUACACCGUUUCACGUCUUUCUGGAUUUUCUUGAAAACAACUGAAG